CAACUGACCAUGCGGCGGCAAGGAGUGCAUUGGUGCUGCCUGGUGGCCAUCGCCCUGGCCAUGACCAUACGGCAGGUGUCCCUGGGCUUCAGCACCAACGAUCGCCGCUUCCAGUGCCUGCAGCCGCGCCUGAGGGGCCAGGCCAACUGCUCGCCAUGCGCCGAUCUGUACGUCUUCAAUCGCCAGGCCGCCUAUCGGCGCUGCGAGCACGUCAACGGGAAUUGCUACCCACACCGCACGGUCUUCGCCAGCGCCCGCAUGUGCGAGCUCACCUGCCAGCCGUACAUCCGGCGAGCCACGCUGCACGAGGUGACCACCCUGCCGCCGCCACCACCGAUCGUCGAGCCCUUCGGGGACAGCGAUGAGGAGUUCGAAUGAGGUUUUGUCAACAAAAAUAAGCUGCUUUUAAUUAA
This is a messenger RNA of Drosophila sechellia, 413 nucleotides long. RefSeq lists its product as uncharacterized. Lineage: Eukaryota; Metazoa; Arthropoda; Insecta; Diptera; Drosophilidae. The transcript has a single exon. The record is from RefSeq and is a predicted model, not a curated record. Bases 10 to 378 code for a protein of 122 amino acids.